Branchiostoma floridae (Florida lancelet) is the source of this 2213-nucleotide messenger RNA. RefSeq names its product neuronal acetylcholine receptor subunit alpha-10-like. Lineage: Eukaryota; Metazoa; Chordata; Leptocardii; Amphioxiformes; Branchiostomatidae. Gene Ontology annotation, molecular function: acetylcholine-gated monoatomic cation-selective channel activity; transmembrane signaling receptor activity. The record is from RefSeq and is a predicted model, not a curated record. The transcript is spliced from 8 exons. The coding region runs from base 358 to 1926 and encodes 522 amino acids. Gene Ontology annotation, cellular component: neuron projection; postsynaptic membrane; synapse. Gene Ontology annotation, biological process: regulation of membrane potential; chemical synaptic transmission; monoatomic ion transmembrane transport.
UACAGACAAAUGUGUUCUACUGCAGUACCAGAGGAAGAGGGAUUUCCGCGGGAGGCAGAGUGAUGAACGGAAGACCAGGAGAGGUGACACGCGGGCAUCAUGAGUCGGUGCACCUCAUCAGGCGGCCACGUGACUGUAACCCAGUGGGUGGGACAAGCAAAUAGGAUGGGCUAGAGUCCGAGCAUCCUCCCCCGCAACACUUCAGAAGAGAUGCGGACCAGAGUUCCACUCCUCACAAUCUGCACAGACAGCCGUUCCCUCGUCAACUCACACAGAGUCCCAGCACAUCGUUCAGAUCCUCGUCUAGUGCUCGAUCUUACUGACGUCGGUACACAACUACCUGAGAUGUGACGCACCAUGGCUGAGACCACACCGGGAAAGACUCGGAGGCGGACGGUUACCGUGAAGAUGUCUGGUGGUUCAAAGAGGAAGCUUGUCAGGACUUGUUGGACGCUUCUCUGCAUACUUGUCCCGCUCCACUUUUUCUCCGGAAGUUCUGGGGCCCCAGGUGCAGGUGGACAUCCAGGGGGAGCUGCAGGUGACGACAAUGACCUGUUUAGUAUACUCUUCCAUUCGUACAAGAAGGCGCUCCGGCCCGUCAGCAACCCGAACGACUCCAUGAUUGUUGAAGUAGGAGUGGCACUAACGCACAUCAUUAACAUGGACGAGAAGCACCAGACACUCACUGCGAAUCUGUGGCUAACGAUGGGAUGGAAUGACACGAACCUGACCUGGAAUGCAACAGACUACAACAACCUUCAGUACUUUACAGUCCCUGCCGACAUGGUGUGGAAGCCGGACAUUGUUCUCUACCAAAAUGUUGACCCGUACUUUGACGGUUGGUCGAGAGGGGAGAUGUUCGUCAAAAUUCACCAGGGGGGCUACGUGCUCUGGGAGAUCCCGUCCGUGACGUCGUCGUCUUGUGACAUCGACGUGUCGUCAUUUCCGUUUGACGUUCAAAAGUGCGAACUGGCGUUUGGACCGUGGAUCCACAGUGGGUUCGAAGUGGACAUGAGGAGCAUGGGCGGAAAUGGUAGUUUGGAGUCGUUCAUUGACCACGCGGAGUGGGACAUCCUGUCGUUUGUAGCGGAGAGGAACGUGGAGACUUACGGUGAAGACUUCAACAUCGGGACACCAUAUGCUGACGUCACCUUCACACUCGAGCUGCGCAGAAAGUCGACAUUUUACGUCUUCAACUUGUUGCUACCCUGUCUGCUACUGACGUCUAUCAUGUCUGCGACGUUCUUCCUGCCGAUUGACAGCGGAGAGAAACUGUCGUUUGGAGUGUCUCUGCUGCUGUCUAUGGUUGUCUUCCAACUGGUCCUGAACGAAGUCCUACCCGAAUCAGACAAAUUACCCUGGAUAGGAGAGUUUGUGAUCGUGACCAUGGUGCUGAUGUCCUUCUCCCUCGCCAUGUCCGUGUUCAUCAUGAACGUGUGUGACUGUUCCCUGCACGCCCGUCCCGUCCCGCUAUGGAUGCAGAAACUUGUCAUGAAGUACAUCGCCAUGUUUCUGCUGAUGGGGGACCUGUCCAAGACUCACGACGCGGAGGAGGUGUGGGAGAGUCAGGAACUGUCCGAGCUGGACGACUCGAACCAUGUCAGCCACGUCAGCCACGUCACACUGGACUGCGACACUGUUCGGGGCUGCUGGAAAGACAUCAGUGCGUACAAUCUGGUCAUGAAAGAAGUGCUCGGUACAGUGAAAAACAUCAAGAACUCCAUGGACGUCAUCUCAAAUCACGUGAAAGAAUCAUCGAGUCAGUCCCGCAUUGAAAGACAAUGGAGAACACUAGCUAAGGUUUUGGAUCGGAUUUUCUUUACCAUGUAUGUCGUGGCUGCUUUCACUUGCUUGUUUGCAUUCUCAUUCAACGCCAAGGCAGCCGCUGAUGCGGAUGAUAAAGAUACGAAUACGACAUCCCACUAACUACAUAUAUGCCUUGCCAAGGACUGUGAUAUAAAAUGAAUGUCCCAAAUUACGAUGGAUAUAGCGCAGGCUAGCGUGUCGGUUUCCAAUGACCUGACCCACUUAGUGGUCUAUGAAGUUAUCAUUGGAACCGACACUGUGGAACGGCACAGCAUUGGGUGUAAGGGAUGGAUCAUUAACUUUAUUGCCCUACUACUACAGCUCGGUGACGUUCACAUUGUGACACAUGGGUACAUGUAAACAUGUGCAUGUGUCUUGAAAAGAUUGUCAACAUACAACACCUGUCC